AUGGAAGACGCAGUACGAUAUCAAUACCUACCCCUCGCCAAAGACAAUAAUGACGGUUCGACGCGCUUACUUCAGCUCUUACCCGGCGCAACUGGCGAACCGAUCAAGGGCAGCAUUGUGAACGUGAACCUCUGCGACAACCCAGGCUACGAAGCUCUGAGCUAUUGCUGGGGCGAUACUGCCAAUACCAUUCGUAUUUAUAUUGGGAAAGAAUAUAUCGACGUAACACGAAAUCUUCACGACGCUUUAGUCAAGCUGCGCGACAAGGAAGACCCUAGAACUCUUUGGAUUGAUGCCAUCUGUAUUAAUCAAUAUAAUGUUUUAGAACGAUCGCAGCAAGUCGGAAUCAUGGGGCAGAUCUACAAGCAGGCCAAGAAGACCUUGGUUUGGCUUGGUCUAGAAACCGCGAAUACUGCUAGAGCUUUCGAACUUAUCCCAUACCUCCUAGCGAUAUUUGAGGAAGCGUUUCAAGGGAAACCACGUCCAGUUCGUCUUGAUCUCCGUAUUUUAAGGCAUCCUAGUAUAUUGCGAGUUUAUGAGCAAGUACGCUUGUUUGAACCUUUUAUUCAAUUGGAACAGCGCCCAUACUUCUCAAGAAUCUGGAUAAUUCAAGAAAUUGCUCUCUCGUCUAAUAGCGUUUCAUUAUUUUGGGGGCAAUACUGCCUAUCCUGGGAAGAGUAUUUCGCAGCAGCGUAUACAUUCGCUUGUCUCGAAGUUCGGAAAGCGAACCUUCACCAACCUCUUGGCGCAUUCCCUGCGUUGGUCAUGGCCGUUCUACAACUAAGAGCGUCGAAGAGCACAUCGCUGAUAAGCCUCCUGGACCAAUAUCGACGAAAAGACUCUACUGAUCCACGGGAUAAAGUGUUUGCGCUGUUAGGAAUUGCUGGAUCGAAAGACAUCUUAUCUCUGAGCUGCAAAGUUGACUAUAAUAUGACUGUCGUCGAGGUCUAUACAAAUCUCGCUAGCUCGUACAUACAGAGAGACGAUAACCUUGAUAUACUCAGUUACACUCAAUGUGGCCCUAGUAUACCCUGCCUGCCUUCAUGGGUGCCCGAUUGGACAAGCCGGGAAGAUAUGCCAAUUAAUUUUAGGGUACCAAACUGUUCAGGCAUUCGUUUCGAUCACCACGCUGGAAGCGACAGUGGCUGCGGUACAAGCAUAUAUGUGAACGGAAAAACUUUAACUAGCCAGGGCGUUCUUCUUGACCAGAUUACGAGAACCUCGGGUUUGAUCGACAAAGCGUGGGGUAUAGGCUGCUGCAAUGCUCAUGCUUGGGAAACAAUUGCAGAAUUGAAGGAGAGGGGUAGUUACGUCGCUGGAGGCACAGCCAUGGAUGCCUUCUUUAUGACUCAACUUGCUGGCUGUCCGAAACUUCAAUAUGAUAUCAUGAAAGGAAGGUUUCAGGAGCUAUGGGAGGAAGCAAAAAAGCAUACUCCAAAGAAAACGAUUCAAGGUUCCCUUACUGUGUCAACUGCAGAAGGUUCACAGCUACAGAGGGUUAAUCUGAUACCAAUAGAUGACCGGGAAACAGGAGAGAUUGAAGCUCUUCUAUCGUCAAGCCUUCAAUACACCAAGAGGAGGCGGUUUGCGAUGACUUCUAGGGGAUACUAUGGGUUAGUGCCAGCCAAAGCUACUCCUGGCGACCAGAUUGCCAUUUUGAAAGGGGCAAAUUACCCUUUUGUCUUGCGUGCGCAAGGGCAAAGCUGGAAACUUGUGGGCGAAUGCUAUGUACAUGGAGUCAUGAAUGGAGAGGCAUUUGAUGCAACCGCCUGCGAGGAAGUGUUAAUAGAUUAA
Molecule: messenger RNA, 1794 nt
Organism: Pseudogymnoascus verrucosus
Lineage: Eukaryota; Fungi; Ascomycota; Leotiomycetes; Thelebolales; Thelebolaceae
Exons: 1
Coding region: 1-1794 (597 amino acids)
Source: RefSeq, a predicted model, not a curated record